Messenger RNA from Plenodomus lingam JN3, 768 nucleotides. The record is from RefSeq and is a predicted model, not a curated record. Lineage: Eukaryota; Fungi; Ascomycota; Dothideomycetes; Pleosporales; Leptosphaeriaceae.
AUGGCCUUGGAGCUUGAGGACUUAGUUGAAAUAUGGUUGGAAGCUUUCAAUACACUUUCAUUCACGUUCAUGGUGGAUAAGUGGAUCAGGCCCAUUGGUCCAUUUGAAUUCUUCGUCGUGAAGCCUGCGACAACACGGCCAAUAUGGCUUCCAAGAAACUCGCGUGGUUAUAUCCAACAUCUACAUGCGCUGCACACCGCUACAACUUGGACAGGGAGCCUCAAGCUGACAGCGCGUAUGCAGAAAUACACCGUCCAGCCCACAGGAAUCUUCGCAGUCAUCAACAGGCUCUUGGCCAUUGACCCAAAGCGCUCCACGGGUGUUCCUCUGAAUCCACAAUUCCGCAAUCCUCCCCCAGGUGGCCAGGACCCCAACGCCUACGAUGACCCCAUCACUGUACCUGCGGGUGACAUCGCCGAGAAUCCAUAUUGGAAGCGCGAUGUGCGACGGCGAUACCCUAAGCUGUCGACCAUUACCCAGGCCGAUGCCGUAGCUCUCCUACAAGUAGGGAGCGCAGCGGCGCCAAAGCAAGAGUUGAUUGGUGAGGCGGGAUCAAAAGAGCUUGUUGCUGCUCAAGAGGAAGGAUCCAAGGGACUGGCUGUUGCAUUUGAGAAGAACAUGGGCUUGGCCAAGGAUGUAUUAGGUCCUGGUGGUAUGCCCCCCCUACCCAGCGGCAUGCACACGAGCGGGCCAGCGGGAGCCAAAAGAUAUGAGCUGGAGAGCGAUCAGUCCUAUGGCACUGCCUACCCUUGCCGGACAUUUGCAUGA